AUGCCUCUUCACAGCUCCAACUCGCCUCUCUACCUCAUCUUUUUCGCUUCGGGUUCCCCAUCCUGGUGUCCAGACUGUCGAUCCAGUCUGCCCCUUCUCCAAUCCAUCUUUUCCUCCUCUUCCUCUUCCUCCUCUCCUCAAGCUUUCCUGCUGACUGUGGAUAGACAAGAGUGGAAGGAUGAGGAAAAUCUGCACGUAUUCAGGUCAAGGUGGAAUGUGCAGUGCGUACCUUGCAUUUUGAGAUUGGAGAAUGUGAGUUUUGACGAUGAGUGCGCUUGAAAGGGCAAUCUGCUCAAGGGUGGGGCAUGGGGGGUAGACAGAACGCAGGAUGAAGCGCUGCUUCAUAUUGAGCAUGUUCCAGUGACAAGGGCACAAGAUCUCAAACGCAGUACUGAGUGGGGUACGCUUGAUGCUCACCAAUGUCCAAAAUGGCCCUGUUCUCAGGGCAAAGAGGUGGCCAGACUGGAUGAUGAGGGAUGCAAUUCAGAGGAGAAGCUGCGCAAGUUUGUCGCAUGA
Molecule: messenger RNA, 516 nt
Organism: Ceraceosorus bombacis
Lineage: Eukaryota; Fungi; Basidiomycota; Exobasidiomycetes; Ceraceosorales; Ceraceosoraceae
Source: the annotation of a GenBank genome assembly